Chrysemys picta bellii (western painted turtle) is the source of this 2804-nucleotide messenger RNA. The record is from RefSeq and is a predicted model, not a curated record. NCBI's taxonomy places the organism in Eukaryota, Metazoa, Chordata, Testudines, Emydidae.
CCGCUUUGCUUUCAGAAGCUGGACCAAACCAUUCUGCAGGAUGUUGGGAUUCCUGAAGCAGCCUGUUGUGGUCACUGCAGAGAUCAAUGUGAAUCUGGUGGCUCUGACUGUGAUGGGAUUAGUAAACCGGCUCUGGGCACUCUCCUACCCACGGGCUGUGGUUUUUGAUGAAGUUUACUAUGGGCAGUUUGUGUCUCUGUACAUGAAGCGGAUCUUUUUUGUGGAUGACAGUGGCCCGCCAUUUGGCCACAUGCUGCUAGCUUUUGGAGGUUACUUAGGAGGCUUUGAUGGAAACUUCUUGUGGAACAGAAUUGGGGCUGAGUACAAUAUGAACGUGCCCAUUUGGUCCUUGCGACUGCUGCCAGCACUAACUGGUGCCCUGUGUGUGCCUUUAGCGUACCAGAUUUUGGUAGAGCUGCACUUCUCCCAUUGUGCUGCGUUUGGAGCUGCCCUCCUGAUUCUCUUCGAGAACUCUCUGAUCACUCAAUCCAGGCUGAUGCUCUUGGAAUCAGUACUAAUCUUUUUUAUCCUGCUGGCAAUUUUGUCCUACCUGAAGUUCUACAAUUUACAGAAGUGCAGCCCCUUCACUGCAGGCUGGUGGUUUUGGCUUUUAUUGACUGGAGUUGCUUGUUCCUGUGCAGUUGGGGUAAAAUACAUGGGGCUUUUCACCUACAUGCUGCUCUUGGCCAUCGCUGGAGUCCACUCCUGGCACUUGAUAGGAGACCAGACCUUGUCAAAUGUUUCUGUGUUGUGCCAUUUGCUGGCGAGGGGACUAGCUCUAGUAGUCGUCCCAGUAGCAAUGUACCUGUUUUUCUUCUACGUUCACUUGACUUUGCUCUACCGCUCAGGACCUCAUGACCAGAUUAUGACCAGUGCUUUCCAGGCCAGCUUGGAGGGCGGGCUAGCUCGGAUCACACACGGCCAGCCCCUUGAGGUAGCCUAUGGCUCCCAGAUUACCCUGCGGAAUGUUUUAGGCAAACCCAUGCCAUGCUGGCUCCAUUCUCACAAGAGCACUUAUCCCAUCAGGUAUGAGAAUGGCCGAGGCAGCUCCCACCAACAGCAGGUGACUUGUUACCCCUUCAAGGAUGUCAAUAACUGGUGGAUUGUUAAGGAUCCUGGGAUGCAGCAGCUGGUGGUGAGUAACCCACCACGUCCCGUCCGACAUGGGCAUAUUGUGCAACUGGUCCACGGCAUCACAACUCGUUACCUCAACACACAUGAUGUUGCUGCACCUCUGAGCCCACACUCCCAGGAAAUCUCCUGUUACAUUGAUUAUAACAUCUCCAUGCCAGCACAGAACCUCUGGAGAGUGGAAAUUGUAAAUCGGGAAUUGGACACAGACGUGUGGAAGACCAUUUUAUUUGAAGUAAGGUUUGUCCAUGUGAAUACCUCAGCAGUGCUGAAGCUCAGUGGUGCAUCUCUACCUGAGUGGGGCUACCGGCAGCUGGAGAUCAUUGGGGAGAAGUUGUCCAAAGGGUAUCACCAGAGCAUGCUGUGGAAUGUGGAGGAGCACAGAUACGGGAAAAGCCAAGAGCAGAAGGAGCGGGAAGUGGAGCUGCACUCACCCACACAGGCUGACAUCAGCAAAAACCUCAGUUUCAUGGCCAGAUUCACAGAACUGCAGUGGAAGAUACUAACAUUGAAAAAUGAAGACACAGAACAUAAGUACAGCUCUUCCCCCCUAGACUGGAUCACUAUGGAUACAAACAUCGCUUACUGGUUCCACCCUAUCUCUGGUGCUCAGAUCCACCUCAUUGGGAACGUUCUCACCUGGGCUUCAGCUAAUGUCGCAACUCUUGUAUACGUGUGUCUGUUCCUGUGGUAUUUGCUUCGACGACGGAGGAAGAUUUGUGACAUCCCUGAAGAUGCAUGGAGGCUCUGGGUAUCAGCUGGAGGACUCUGCGUGGGAGGCUGGGCUGUGAAUUACCUCCCCUUUUUCAUGAUGGAGAAGACACUUUUCCUGUACCACUACCUGCCUGCUCUCACUUUCCAAAUUCUCCUGAUUCCUGUUGUCCUGCAGCAUCUGACCGAUCAUCUCUGCAGAUCCCAACUCCCUAAGAACGCGUUCAGUGCCUUGAUGGUAGCCUGGUUCUCCUCCAUUUACCUGGUCUAUCGCACCUUCAGCCCACUGACAUAUGGGGAGCCUACCCUCUCAGCAGCUGAACUCAGGGCCCUGCGCUGGAAGGACAGCUGGGACAUCUUGAUCCGCAAACAUUAGUGGAGCCAGUCAAGAUAGAACUGAUCAUGCUUAUAAGUAACUCUGCUCUCAUUUCUUAAUAGGUGCUCAGGGUAAAAAGCCUUGUAAUUUACAUUGGUAAGAAAUGCAUCCCUAUGGGGCAGAUGAUGUAAUGGGAAGACUCAGUUUCUGUUCUGCUCUAUAGCCUGAGUUAGUCUCAUUGCAAAUCUACAGUAUUGUCUCAAACUACCCUUGAUAUUUAGUGUAGAACAGAUGCCUAGAGUGUUUACUGUAGUGCUUCCUCAUGGUCUAAUCACCAACCUGUUGUUCAAGGCUGCCACCUUUUGGAGAGAUGAGACUCAUACUUGACUAGAUGCAUUCAGAGGAGACCCUAGUGACACUUCACUGAAGCUUUAACUAACUUAACCUCAACACAGUAGAGCUCACUAGUGCCCAAGGCCAGAGGGCUGAGAGGAGAUUGAAAGCACUACACAGGGAUUUGUUUGUUCAUUCCUGCUCCCCUUGCUGUUUAGACACCCCUUUGGGGCUCUUCUUUGAAGCUCCUAGUGAGAAUGUUCCUUUGGGAGUGGGGGUGUGAAAAUACUUUUAUAUAAAAUGGUUACAUCUA